Messenger RNA from Meloidogyne enterolobii, 2246 nucleotides. The record is from the annotation of a GenBank genome assembly. Lineage: Eukaryota; Metazoa; Nematoda; Chromadorea; Rhabditida; Meloidogynidae.
UUUUGGUCCUGGGUUCGUUUCUCGUGUCUUGGAAAAUUUCCUUAAACAUCUCAGGAAGAUCUUCUCUCAAACAUCUUAGAGACUGGGAUAUCCCUGCUACCCCUACUCAGUGUGACCAAAUAAUUUUUAAAAUUUGAAUAUUAAAGGAAGCCGUUGUGUUAAUAUGUAUAACGUAAUUUGAGUGGUUUUUCAACGCAAAACUUAAAAAACUUUUUGUAAUUUAUUUAAAUUUUAUUUCAAAAAUUAUUUCAAAAUUUUAUUUUAAAAAUUUAAUGCAUUAAAUAAGAUAGAUAAAAAAUCAAUUUAAAAAAAUUUUUUUCUUCCCAAAAAUCAAUUUUUCCACCCCCAAUAAAAUUUUUUUUAUAAAAAUCCCCCUCCACAAGCCCUUUCAAUUUAACCCACUUCCGUUAAAAUUUUUCUCCACCUUCGUCAAUUUUUCGAUUUUUUCAAAAAUAAAAAAUCCCCCCUCCCCCUUCACUCUCUUUGUUUGAAUUUAUCAAAAAAUAUUUUUUGUUAAAAAAAUUUUUUAAAUAGAAAAACUCCGCCUAUUAAAAUUAUAUAUUUUUUAUUCAUUUUUAAAUUUAAUUUAAUAAUUUUUAUAAAAUCAAAAAAAUUUGCGGACAGAAACUUGCGGAUAAAUAAUAAAUGCUUAAUAAUUAAGAAUAAAUAAUAAUUAAUUUCUUUGAACCUCCCAGGAAUGACAACGGGGGAUAAGGUGGAUUUAGAGUGAUAUCGAGAACUUAGAGCUGAGAUGGCUUAGAGUUGUUCAUGUUUAUGGACCGUUAGAUUGAAAUUUUUAUUAGACCUAAAAGCUGAAAAACCCCUUAUGCCCUAGUGACUGAAAAAAUAUUUCUUAUAAUGAGCGUAGAUUAAAUAGGGGGUGUCGUUUGGCAACUCCUUCAAGGGAUAUAGGGGAUUUCUGAGAGAUAUCCGAGGCAUAGAGAGACAUUUGGAGGGAUAUCUGGGGCAGGAGGGAGGGAUAUCUAGGAGAGAGGAUAUCUGGAGGGAGGGAUAUCUAGGAGAAAGGGAUAUCUAUUUGAAGGGAUAAAGGGAUAUCUAUUUGGAGGGACUCCUUCAAGGGAUAUAGGGGGAUUUUGGAAGGAUAUCUGGGGCAUAGGGAGACAUUUGGAGAGAUAUCUAGGGCAGGAGGAAGGGCUAUCUAGGAGAGAGGGAUAUCUAGGAGGGAGAGAUAUCUAGGAGAGAGGGAUAUCUAUUUGGAGGGAUAUCUCGGGCAAAGAGAGACAUAGAGUGGUUUAGAGCCUUGAGAGGCUUAUCUGGGGCAUACAAGCUUAUCUGGGGCUUAGAGCUUUUCGCAAAUAUUUGUCCGCAAAUAUUACAAUUAAUUAAAUUUUUAAUUAAUUAUAGAAGAAUUUAUUAAAAAUUUUUUAAAAAAAACAUUUCAAAAUCCAAUCAAAAAACUAUGUCAAUUCCAAAAACUUUAAAUAUUCUAGUUUUUGUUAUCAUCGUCUUAAAAUGUGUUAAUUGCAUGGACGAAAUUGAAGAGGUGCCUGAAGAAGCACCUUUACCGGGCAAGCCUUCUUCGAAAAAAUCUCCUAAAUUAGGAGGUCCAAGUAAAGCCAGUCAACAUCAUUCAGGCCUUAGAGUUGAAGUGCCUGAAGAAGUACAAGUACCACUUUUGAUGAACAAACCUUCGAAAAAUUUUCUGAGAAAAACUCAGUCAAGUGUAGUGGAAGGCAAUCAACAAAUGUCAAGCCCUAAAAGUGAUCAUCAUCUUUUACGAACACAAUCGGAACCAAAACCUCACGACUACAUGUCCUUAAACUCUCCCCACUCUCCAUUAAACAAAUCUCCUUUAAAGAGACAAGCAAGCCAAAGUUCAACAAAAAUUGGUUAUUUAGCUGCUCAAUGUGGGAAUUGUUUGAAUGAUGUUGUAACUUGCUAUGAAACCUGUGUAGGGAAAGGAAAACCGGAAGGUUAUACAAGUGAGGGAGAAGUAGAGAAGAAACUUGAAGAAAAAAGGAAUGUUUAUUAUAUCCCCUAAAAAUUUUUUUAAGAAAUUUUGAGGAAGGAGGGAUAGUUGAAACUGAGAAGAGAGGAUGAGAGAAAACACACAACCUUUAUCUGUCUUUUUUAAAUUUUUUUUUUAAAUUUUUUUUCUUGGGGUUUUAAAGAUUUUUUAUUGAAGAUUCAGAGAUUCAGUAUACGAUAUAUUAUCGUUAGUUUUUUAUUAUUAUGUGAUUACCGUAGAUUUGAAGAGGUACAGGCGAAUCACGAUAUAACCACCU